Molecule: messenger RNA, 3419 nt
Organism: Mesocricetus auratus (golden hamster)
Lineage: Eukaryota; Metazoa; Chordata; Mammalia; Rodentia; Cricetidae
Gene: Sox7
Product: SRY-box transcription factor 7
Exons: 2
Coding region: 128-1279 (383 amino acids)
Biological process (GO): anatomical structure morphogenesis; cell differentiation; regulation of DNA-templated transcription
Molecular function (GO): RNA polymerase II cis-regulatory region sequence-specific DNA binding; DNA-binding transcription factor activity, RNA polymerase II-specific
Source: RefSeq, a predicted model, not a curated record
CGGUGGCCCGAAGCUGAUAAAUAAGGGCCCAGCCCGAGGCUUCGGGCCAAGUUGGACGUCGCGACCCGAGCAAGGGCCAGGUCAGCGCCGGCCCCACGAGGCGUAGCCAAGUGACCCGCGUUCGGCCAUGGCCUCGCUCCUGGGAGCCUACCCGUGGACCGAAGGGCUGGAGUGUUCUGCCCUGGAAACCGAGCUGUCGGAUGGGCUGUCGCCGCCCGCCGUCCCCCGACCUCCUGGGGACAAGAGUUCUGAGAGCAGGAUCCGGCGGCCCAUGAAUGCCUUCAUGGUGUGGGCCAAGGACGAGAGGAAACGCCUGGCGGUGCAGAACCCAGACCUGCACAACGCGGAGCUCAGCAAGAUGCUGGGAAAGUCAUGGAAGGCGCUGACUCUGUCGCAGAAGAGGCCCUAUGUGGAUGAGGCCGAGCGGCUGCGCCUACAGCACAUGCAGGAUUACCCCAACUACAAGUACCGGCCCCGCAGAAAGAAGCAGGGCAAGCGUCUCUGCAAGCGCGUGGACCCCGGCUUCCUCUUGAGCUCCCUCUCUCGUGACCAGAACACGCUGCCUGAGAAAAACGGCAUUGGCAGGGGUGCACUAGGGGAGAAGGAGGACAGGGGUGAGUACUCCCCAGGUGCUACUCUGCCCGGACUACACAGCUGUUACCAUGAAGGUACAGCUGGUGCCCCUGGCAGUGUGGACACAUACCCCUAUGGGCUGCCCACACCCCCAGAGAUGUCGCCCCUGGACGCGCUGGAGCCUGAGCAGACCUUCUUCUCAUCCUCGUGUCACGAGGAGCAUGGUCACCCCCACCACCUCCCCCACCUACCAGGACCCCCUUACUCACCAGAGUUCACGCCUAGUCCCCUCCACGGCAGCCACCCUCUAGGCUCUUUGGCCCUUGGCCAAUCCCCAGGGGUUUCUAUGAUGUCCACUGUUCCGGGCUGUCCCCCAUCUCCAGCCUACUACUCCCCUGCCACCUACCACCCUCUUCACCCCAGCCUUCAGGCCCACCUGGGCCAGCUCUCCCCACCUCCCGAGCAUCCUGGCUUUGACACGCUGGAUCAACUAAGCCAGGUGGAACUUCUGGGGGACAUGGAUCGCAAUGAAUUUGAUCAGUAUUUGAACACUCCUGGCCACCCUGACUCUGCUGCAGGGGCUGGGACCCUCAGUGGGCAUGCCCCACUCUCCCAGGGGACUGCAACAGGCCCCACAGAGACCAGCCUCAUCUCUGUCCUGGCUGAUGCCACAGCCACAUACUACAACAGCUACAGUGUGUCAUAGAGCCAGAAGCGUGGCGCCUGGCCCAGCCCUGCUGUCCUCUCCUCCCUCGGAAGCACUGAGCAAAAUAGAACCUGUAAUGCUACCAUCCCUCGGUGGCAGGAGGUCAGAGCUGCUGUCCCAGAGCCUUCAGGGAUUCAGGAUCCAGCGCCCCCUCUCUCCCUUCAAAUGUGUUUCACUGGCUUCACCCUGGAAGCACAACCUUGAGGAGCUGGAUGCGGGUAGGACUUCCCGGCCACUCUUCCGUCUCCCCAUCCGCGUGGCUGAUGGUGGGAAGCCCCAUUGCAUUGGAACUCCUGCUUUUGAGGUAGCCACGUCUGAUCUAUGGUGCUCCCAGUGAGAAGGACCCUGAAUCCGGGGUCCUUCUCAGUUCAGUCUCUAACUGGCAAAACCCCAUUCUGGCUUGACGAGCCUUAACUGUUUGUCUCCUGUAAAGUAGGGACUGGCUUGUUAGCCAAGCCUCUCUGCUCUAUGGGUUCCUGAGUUACAGCCCUCUCAAAGCCAAGGAAAGUGUGACCCCCGGAAUGGGCAGCCUCACGGGGACUUUAUGUGUACUGUCCAAGUCUCCAGGUUUUCUGCUUCUCUGGUCUCUGGUCUACAGCCGCCCUAGAGUUUCAAAGGAACUCCUCCAACUGAGAAAAAUGUUCUCAAUUGGCAAGGUGGCCCCGGAUGGCUCAGUAGGUAAAAGUACCUGCUGCAAGCCUGACACCCUGCGUUCUAUCCCUGGAGCCUCCAUGGAAGGAGAGAACUGACUCCUGAAGCUGUGUUCUGACCUCCACGUGCAUGCCAUAACACAUGCCUCUCCGAAUUAUAUAUGUGCUUGAGCAUGCUCACAUGCACACACACACAUAUAUUAAACAUAAUUUUUUUAAGGAAACAUGUACCCUGGUUUGGGAAAUUAAUGAAUAUGUUCAGCUGUAUCAGUGAAAACAAAAUUGAAUUCAAAGUUUUUUUUGUGUGUGUGUGUGGUUGUUGUUGUUUUGUUUUUUCUCUUCUGAGACUGGGUUCAUCUGUGUAGCCCUGGCUGUCUUGGAAUUCACUUUGUAGACCAGACUAGCCUCGAACUCAAAGCCUGCUUCUGCCACCUAAGUGCUGGGAUUAAAGGCGAGUGCCACCACACCCAGACUUGAAGUUUUUUGUUGUUGUUUCUUUGUUUGCUUUUUUCUUUUUUGGUUUUUAAUAUAUACUUUAGCUACAUUAUUUUUUGUUACUUACACUCCAGAAGACUGCAGAGUGAGAUGCCGUUAUGCAGGCCCAUCCCUCUUCCCAGGGUUUGUAGCCUGAUUUAGAUUAUUCCCACCUGUAGCAGUGUCUCACUGCUUCCCUACUGAAUGACCCAAAGAGCUAGGAACCUAAAAACACUGUCCACAAAGCAGCAGCAUCCGGGUGUACUGAUUUCUCCAGCACAGCUGCAGCAUGGCCCUAUCUAGAGAUGCAAAGGAGGCCUCCCUUCCGGCUGUCUGCUGCUCCUCACCCUUUCCUGGAGGGUUUCCUUCUCCUCUCUGCUCUCCCCUCCACUCCAAACUGGCCCCUAAUUCAAAGGGCUCCUGACUUGAAACCCCAGGCAUGAGUCCUCUGGUCAUGAGAGGAAUGUGCUUCUUGUUCUUCAAGUGGAUAUAUCAGAACAGUUCCCUGUCCCACCAUCCUUUGGCUGUCCCAAAUGAACACACCGUGACACCCAAAGAUGUUUCUGAGCUCUGAUCCCACCCCAGACAUUUCCAUCCCCUAAGCCUCCUUUGAAGGAACAUACCUAACACUGAGCUAGCAGACUCUUGUCUGUCCUUGAACACGUGUGUAUUAUUACCUUUAUGAAAUGUGUUUGUAUAUUCUGCUGUUAUCGCCGUCUUACAUUUUGUAUUGUUGACAGAUUCCCCCUCCCAGAAGUCUUAUUAUAAAAUCACUUAUAAGAUAUACUUAGUCUUUAUGUUAUUACUGUAUAUACCAUUUGGUGAUAAAUAGUGAACGGUUGAUGAUAUGAUUGACUGGUGCCCAGUCACGAUGUGUAUUAAUAAUCUCAUAAGACAGUAUCACAGACAUUAAGCUACUCUGUUCUAUUUUUUAAAAAGACUACAUAUGCAUGGAACAGUUAUGAAUAUUGAUUUGUUGAAAAUGUUUAAUUUAAAUAAAUGUUUUUGUACCUUGA